This is a messenger RNA of Macroventuria anomochaeta, 1153 nucleotides long. RefSeq lists its product as uncharacterized. Bases 126 to 1043 code for a protein of 305 amino acids. The record is from RefSeq and is a predicted model, not a curated record. Lineage: Eukaryota; Fungi; Ascomycota; Dothideomycetes; Pleosporales; Didymellaceae. The transcript has a single exon.
GCGCAAGCAGAUACAGACAGGUUUGCGAGAAGAGUUGAGGGAGAAAGCGCAGCGGGGGCUAAGUAAGCCGAUAGCUGUUCGUGUGUGCGACUUUGAGCUUGCGGUGACAGUGAAGUAACUAGCGUAUGCGACCUGAACGUUUUGACACUAGCCGUGCUUGCCGCGUAGCGUGCUUGCCCACGAUUUCAGUUUGUUUACUGCUGUUGCUCCUCUGCAACACCACAACCAUGCACCCACCAUGUUCGUCAGCAAGUCCCGCCGCUCAAGAUCUUGACAUCGAUGCAUCCUUUGCGGCUCAGCGUCGCUAUGGACUGAGUGGGGCCUACUCACCGGCAAGAUGCGGCUUCUCCUACGACCCGCGCUUCGUCAAAGAACUCACGACCGCAUUGCGCCUGUUGAGCGAGAAGGACGCGCCUCGGCACAGGAUAUACGGCGAAGAAGCGAACGACUCCCGCCUGGGCCAUACUCCACCAGAGACUCGCACGCGUUACAACAGCGAUGAAGCCAAUAUGAUCCGAUCUUUCAUGGAAACACAAGAGGUGACAACACUACCGGAAGAGCGUGCGCGUUUCCCAGCCAAUCUCAUGAGGGGACAAGUAGCAACGGUGUUAGAUGAUACCAUUGUUACGCAAAGCCCGUCAGCAAUGCGCGAAAGCCAAUCAACCGUACAAGUCGCCAUGCAAAGAAACAAAGUUGCAAAAAGAGAGCAGAAAUCGAAGAAGUUGCGCACAGAUCCCGCCGUCCUGAAGUCUUACUUCCCUAUGCUGCACGAUGACUCCGCAGGCAAGGAGAACAUGGAAACUUCGAGCAUGAAUACGCAGAAAAUUAACGGGGACCCAGAGUACGAUAGCCUAUUUGAGAUGUACAAAGCUGAGCGCGCAGAGCACGGACAAGCAGCAGACGCUUGUGAGCAACGGGGGCCGAGCGUGAGGCAAGAUCUGCAGCAGAGGCAGGAGCGCACUGUAUUGUACGAGAAGUUCGAAGCCCAACAAAAGACCUUGAAAGAGAGACGGGUCCUAAAGGAGAGACAACAAAGACCGUGAGAAAGAGGUGCUGGAAACGCACGCACUUGAUACCAAUGUACAAUAAACAAUGAUGAUAAAUGACAGUCUUCAACGAAACCGAACUCCCUACUAUGUUCAUAAAAACCUUC